AUGGACGGCCUCUUGAUCGACUCGGAAGACCUGUACACAAUCUCCACAAACACCAUACUUGAGCGUUAUGGCAAGCCUCCAAUUCCAUGGUCUAUCAAAGCACAACUGCAAGGCCGUCCCGGGCCACAAGCGGGCCAGAUCUUCCACCAGUGGGCACAACUCCCCAUCUCGCGCGACGAGUUCAUGGUACAGCAGAGAGAGCUGCAAACAAAGCUUUUCCCCAGUACCAAGCCACUCCCAGGCGUCAUGGAGCUCCUCGCGGGUCUAAAAAAGCGCGGCGUACACAUGGCUUUGGCGACGAGCAGUCAUGCCGCCAACUUCAAGCUGAAAAGCGCACAUCUGAACGACCUGUUCAAGUAUUUUGCACCAGAACAUCAGGUGCUCGGCGAUGACCCACGCAUACCUGCUGGCCGUGGCAAGCCCGCGCCGGAAAUUUACCUCCUCGCACUGUCGACCCUCAACAAGACGCUUGAGGCCCAGGGCCAGCCACCAAUACAGCCCGAAGAGUGUCUAGUGUUUGAGGAUAGUGUACCUGGUGUUGAGUCAGGCCGGAGAGCCGGCAUGCAGGUCGUGUGGUGUCCGCAUCCAGAGUUGCUGGUCGAGUACAAGGGUAGAGAACCGGCUGUGCUUGCGGGCUUGACUGGUGAGCACAAGGAUGACGAGGAGCAACAAUUGCAGAAGACGGAAGUCGAGGUGGCUCAGGGUAAGCGGAGUGUUGGCAUGCCGGGUGAGAUUGACGAUGGGUGGGCAAGAUUGUUGAAGAGCUUGGAAGACUUUCCUUAUGAUAGCUAUGGCAUGGACGAAUCCAAGGCUUAG
Molecule: messenger RNA, 816 nt
Organism: Parastagonospora nodorum SN15
Lineage: Eukaryota; Fungi; Ascomycota; Dothideomycetes; Pleosporales; Phaeosphaeriaceae
Exons: 1
Coding region: 1-816 (271 amino acids)
Molecular function (GO): phosphatase activity
Source: RefSeq, a predicted model, not a curated record